Lithohypha guttulata is the source of this 2775-nucleotide messenger RNA. RefSeq lists its product as uncharacterized. Bases 1 to 2775 code for a protein of 924 amino acids. The transcript has 2 exons. The record is from RefSeq and is a predicted model, not a curated record. Lineage: Eukaryota; Fungi; Ascomycota; Eurotiomycetes; Chaetothyriales; Trichomeriaceae.
AUGUCCGGUGGACGUGUUACUGACUCGCCAGCAACGCAACAAAAUGAAGGUUUGACAGGACACAUCUUCGCGCCUGUAAACGUUUCGGGCAAUGGCACGCUUCAGCAAGGCGACAUCUACCACUAUAGUAUCGCUGCAGCAACCCAAAAUUCUCUGUUCAAGGCAGUGGACUACGAUUCAUUUGGCAAUCGCGAGGGACAAGUCAAGUCUGCCACAGCGCACACCUGCGAAUGGAUCUGGUCCACGAUUUUCGGCACGUGGAUUUCUGACCUUCAUGCCCAGAUAUUCUGGGUUUCUGGCAAGCCUGGUUCCGGCAAGUCGACGCUCAUCAAGCAUCUGUCGACGUCGUCAAAAACAAAGACAGUCCUUCCUGAUACCGAUGGUGGUUGGGCAGUAGCGACUUUCUUUUUCGACUUCCGCGAAGGAAACAAAAUAGCUAAUAGCAUUGAGGGACUGCUCAAGGGAGUCAUUAAGCAGGUAGCAGAAGCAACAUCAAGCGAGGAUCCCAGACUCAACAGUAACGAAAAGCUGCUAAACCUAGAUCUGCAGCAACUCCUGCACGAUCUUCUGAGCCAUGCCAAGCAAAAUUUCUUUAUUCUCCUUGAUGGACUUGAUGAGUAUGGAGACGAAUUGUCAGAGUUGUGUACGCUGAUACUCUCUCUUGGUGAACACCAGAAUAUAAAGCUCUGCGUUGCGAGUCGUCGCGAGCCAGCGAUAAAUCGCAGGUUUGGUCAAUUACCUAACUUGCACAUGUCGGACUACAAUUCCUCUGGUAUACUCAGCUACGUCAAUGUCGAGAUUCAAAAGCUUCGACAGAGCUUGACUGAAUGUCAGCCUUUUGAUCUGGAAGCGCUCCAACGAAUUCUAUGCGAACGAGCUGAAGGUGUCUUUUUGUGGGUAUAUCUUGCCCUGCGGGAGGUCAGAUACGCGAUCGACCGUAGUCGAACCGCACAGGAGGUCAUGUCAAUAUUAGAAGAGCUGCCAUUAGAACUCGAGAAAUUGUACCAAAGGAUAGUCGAUCGCAUGGCCGGCGCGCAGAAGAAAGAAGCAGCCGUUCUCUACACUUUACUCGAAGACACAAAGGUCCACCCUGUAACAACUCAAAUUUUGUUUGGAGCCUACCAGUUCCUGGCACAUGAAAUCGGACUUGAGGGUUUCCCUAAGGAUAUCGUUGACCUCCAACACUUUGAAAGAAUAUUUGACGGAACACUUGGCGGGAUGUUCGAGCUUUGUAAGUCGUCGAAACCAGCCCCAGGGGGUGAUACCUCUGUCAUUCCUAGGAUCAUGCAUGAGACAGUUCGUAGAUUCAGUCGAGAUUCACGCUGGAAUCAGGAGUGGCAGCCUAACGUUUUCAAACAUCACUUCCCAAACCUCGUCUGGUCAAGGCUUGGCUGUUAUGCAUUAAUCGCGGCGGACAAGCGCUUACAAAAAGUACGCUUGAACGAUUUGAGAGCCACGUUUACAUCGAUUACCAACACUGGUCGGUCUUCAUCCGGUCUUGCGGGAUGUUUGGAUUAUGCUGAGUUUGCACGAUUAUUGUCACGACAUCUACCUCAUGACAGCCUCAUGCAUUGGUUCCGCCUCUUGCAUCUCAGCAUGGACACAAUAUUCCCUUAUGCUGAGCAAAUCAUCCACCAAGCAGACGAUGACUUGAAGCUCCGACUACAGAAAGCUAUGCGCUCCCAGUGGACCAACCUGCGUCUCGCCUCUUGGCAGCAUGAUACGACAGCGAGAGUCAACCCCGGCGAGCUCGUACACUGUGGGUUUGCUGACCUCCUUCAAGCUGCUGCGCAUCACUGCUAUAGCUAUUUACUAUGGGAACGAAGUUCGAUGUCAAUGUUAUCGGACAUCGAGAGAGCUGCCGUGUGCUGUGCAAUCUUGUUUGGGUAUAGGCUUUCGCCGUUGAAAUGGCCAAAUUUCACAUCGCAAAGAGAUGACGAUGAUCUCAAGCGUGACACAAUCAACGAGAUACUCUGCCACGACAGACGUCUGUCCGUUCUCCAUCUUGCCGUGUAUCUAUACCUUGGUUACAAAAACGUGCCCAAGUUUCUACGCAAGCAUCAGAAAACAGGACGCAUCACAAAUUGGGCAAUAGUCAACCCAUUAUGGCCUCAAGACACAUACCUUUUCGUAGCCACACCAGAAACACCACUGUUCAUGUGGGUCUGCGCACGCCACACUCCUGGCGAAUCUGGCUACGACCGGCGAGAACAACUGAAGGUCCUGCUUCAAUUUAGCGUUGAUAUUCACGCCAAAUCAACAAGAGGAAUGAACAUUGUCCAUUACCUCAUCACCGAACAUCUCAUCAGACACACCUUCCUCGAGCAAGACAUGACCUGCUGGCCCGACGACGACACAGCAAUCACCAUCGAACAGCUGUAUUGGCUGGAAGAAGCCGGUGCUGACUUUACCUCCCGCUACAACAAUCAGACGCUCCUCGAAGCUCUUCGCACCGGCUUCUACCAGAUGAAGCCUAUCGACGAUGACACGCUUCUCUACCCGCGGACUGACGUGGUCAACACACGGUUUGCCCAGAUUAAAUUCAUGCUUCAGCACAUGGAAUCGAAGGGGCAUCUACCUCAACCGAUGAUGGGCACGAAUGCACGUUUCAUUAGUAACUUUCCUGCUCUUCAGCGAUACAUCAGAACUAAACGUUGUGACUUGUGUUCUGCGACAGCCGACACGAGGAAAGUGCAUCGUAAAAUCCGGUCUUCUCGUGGCAGGUCAAGUGCUCUUCGAAGUGUAGAGAUUGCACCACCUGGGAAUUGGAUAUGA